AGGGCAGAGAGUGAUGGAGGGAUCUGUAUCGCAGCCAAAGAACCAACAAUCGGCACGACUUGGCGUUCACUCUGCCUCUUCUAUAGGGAACACCGAAUAAAAACGCUCAGGAGCGCGGCUGGAAAAUACGGACCGCCGCUCCUGAAAAGGGAAAUGUCUAACAGAUGAUUGGCCCCGUGCCCGCCCGUUCCACUUAUGCUGCGCGCUCCCGGGCGCAAGUUAACGCAGCUCCUCUGACCAAAACCAGACACACACACACACACACAAACCACCGGGGAAGCAUUGCUGCUGGGACAGGACGAGACUGAUCCUGACCAAAAAAAGCUGCUGCUGUUUAUUCCGAGGAAUGGGGCGACGCUGCUCGUGUCCACUGACGAUAACAAGCCCAGUUCAAAGCAAACACUGCAACGUCGCACCGUCUGCCGGUGAGGUCACUGUGGCACAAAGCAGAGCGACCUGCGCGGACACGCAGCGGAGAUUCCGUCACAUCACAGCGGCUUUGUUCGCGCGCUGAUUGAUUGCUUGGCUUUGGAUGAUACAUUUUCCGUCGAACCCUAUCGAUUAUUGUAAGCCAGCGAGCCUCGCUCUGAUGGAUCGUGGAUAAGUAGUUAUUGAUGAACCCAGCGGGACUACAGAAGCUGAACCCAGAGGAGAAAACAAGAGCGCGUCCAUAACGACACAUCUGAUUACGCUUCAUAUAUAUAACAACACAUCUUUGACUUAGCCAUCACCAUAGUUCAAGAACUGAGGUGAAACCAUGGCUUUGGUCUUAUCAAUGAACCCCUUUUGCGAACCUGAAGCUGAAGCACUGCCGUCACUCUACCAGCCGAUCUGGGAAUCUGAACACUGCAGUAAAAGCUGUGUCUCCACCCCCUCACCACCAGGGGGCGACACCCAAGGGCUCAGAGAAGAGCCCCAUUACAGACGAGCUCCUGAUCAUGUGAUGGAUCGUGUAGCCAUGUCACGGAUCUCUUAUUUCAAGAGGAAGUUUGUGGAGGAUGAAGAACCUGUACUGAGCUUCAGGAGUUACUGUCACACUCAGGUGUCACCAGUCCUGGAGGAGCGUGCUCACAUUCUCCGUCUCUCUCUCGAGAAGCUCCGUUUCAUGGAUGACCCUGAGUCCUUUUUGCGGAGGUCUGUGCUCAUAAACAACCUUCUCCGGCGUCUCAGAAAUGAAAUCCUCCUCCAGAGCGACUGGUGUUUCCCAACGGGUCAGACAACCAUACCUUGUCCCCUCCAAACCCCAGCCAUGAAUACACCACUCCCCCCUCCUGCCCUGCAGCCCUGCAUGACACCGCCCGGGCCGUAUCGCAAACGCCUGCGUCUGUUGAGGAGGGAAGGGCAGGAGUGCGUCCCAGCCUGCUGCUGUUUAUACGCAGCCGGCCGUUACCUACAGCUCCCUCUGUCUGUGUACGAACGGGAUGUAUACUCCAACUCUCACCCUUCUUCAUCAUCAUCAUCAUCAUCAUCAUCAUCAUCAUCAACAUCAGUUAGAUUUCCACAGCUGCUGGAGGAGGAUGAGGAUGAGGAGGAGGACAGUGAUGAAGAAGAGGACUCUGUGUAUCCUAUGGUGGCUCUGUGUCAAACAGAAACCAGAGAGCAGAACAGGACGUGGGAUGGUCUCCGGCCACAGAGCCACAGGGAUGACAAGACCCUGGAGAAAAAGAGAGAAAAAGGGAAAGAGAGGGUUAGAGGAGGGGAGGUUUCACAGCGGUGGCUUUCAGAUGCAAUAGGUGCUGGACACCAUGGGGCCCUCGCUAGGGCUCACGUGAGGGGAAAAUAACAAAUGAACACUUGCUGUGGAAACAAAAGAAGAAACUGGUUUCCAGCAGUCUUAUAGAUCAAUUAUACAAACCAGAAUAUCAAUGGUCAAUGAUUUUAGAAUUUUUAUGAACUUUUUGUACUUCUGGAUUACACAACACCACAAAUCAAAAGGGACAGCAAACUCACAUAUUGCUCCGUCUCUUGUGAAAACUACCAUACUGUGCCUUAAAGGGUUAGUUCACCCAAAAAUGAAAAUUAUCCCACAAUUUACUCACUCUCAAGCCAUUCUACGUGUAUAUGACUUUCUUCUUUCAGUCAAACACAAUAUAUAUUAGUCAAAUACAGAGAUAUAUUAAAAAAUAUUCUGGCUCUUCCAAGCUUUAUAAUGUGAGAGAAUAGUAACCAAUAUUUUGAAGCCUAAAAAAGCGCAUCCAUCCAUCAUAAACGUAAUCCAAUAAAGGCAAUGGAUUUUUGUAAGAAAAAUGUCCAUAUUUAUAACUUUAUAGACUGUAAUCCCUAGCUUCCAGUAACAUAUGUACGCGCGUUCACAAGACAGUCGAGUUCCGGUGUAUGACGUAAGGAUGUAGGAGUAGUGUAAGCUUAGGUAGUGUAGUACUGUUACAAGUGUAAGCCUAGAGAGUAGAUGCCUCUUGCGGUUCAAAAAAAAAAAAGGGCUGUGCAACAAACUCAAGCUCCUCCGACUUUUCUCUUUAAAAAUUCUUGUUUUAGACUUAUGAUUCGUGACCGGUGAUUUGUUUUGCUAUAUCCUUCCACAUUCGUCAAUAUGUCACACGCCAGGUCAAAGUUCACUCUUCUGCAGGAAUCGACUCGCGUACAGAAGCCAGUAAAUCAAGUUUAUAAAGUUAUAAAUAUGGAUAUUUUUCUUACAAAAAUGCAUCGCUUCGCUGCAGAAGGCCUUUAUUAACCUCUUGGAGCCGUAUGGAUUACUUUUAUGAUGGAUGAAUGUGCUUUUUUGGGCUUCAAAAUAUUGGUUACUAUUCACUCCCGUUAUAAAGCUUGGAAGAGCAAGAAUAUUUUUUAAUAUAUCUCUGAUUGUGUUUGACUGAAAGAAGAAAGUCAUAUACACCUAGGAUGGCUUGAGGGUGAGUAAAUUAUGGGAUAAUUUUCAUUUUGGGGUGAACUAUCCCUUUAAAUGUUCUUGUUUAAUCUUUUGCUGUGUUUGUGGAUAUUUGUGACUGAACCACAGAGACAGACACCAUAUGAAGUGAAAAAGAAAGAUUCAGAAUUAGUAAAAAAAAAAAAAAAAAAAAGAAAAGAAAAAUAAUAAUAAUACAAUUUUCGAAAUUAUUUUUUGUUAAUAUCAUAGGCACUUGAGAAAUGCAUGACAUGGGUUGCUCUCCAUGAUGAUCAUCAAGUUUACAUGCAGUGGAUUUUAGCCAGAAUGCAUGAGGCCCUGAAGGUGGCCAUAAUUUUUAGAACAUCAUCAUAUUCAUAAUAGAUCAUAUUCCCUAUAGCACCCUUAACAUUUCAGACAUUUACAUAUUCAGGAGACAAAAACAUCCUAAUUGACACUAUCACAGAUACAGAUACCUCAGUGUCCAUGUUAAUCUGUUGUCUUGAGGUUCACUGAUUCAAGUGAUUCUUGGUACGAAUGAGAGAAUCUUCAUUCACUAUCAAAGUUUUUAUUUUCAUGCACUUUUUUUAUAUUGGUUGUUUAUGCAUUUUAUCUACAUUUAUUUUUUAAUUCUAAAAACACAUAAUGGGAGACCCUCAGACAAGAGCCGAACUUAUACUGGCAACAAUGCUGGUAGGAAAUAAAAUCAAAUUUUAAACAUUGUUCGGGUUUGAAUGUGUGUGUUUUUUUGUGAAAUGUAUUAAGAAUAAAGGAAUGAUCCCGAGCCCACAA
This is a messenger RNA of Ctenopharyngodon idella (grass carp), 3631 nucleotides long. RefSeq names its product SERTA domain containing 4 (gene sertad4). The record is from RefSeq and is a predicted model, not a curated record. NCBI's taxonomy places the organism in Eukaryota, Metazoa, Chordata, Actinopteri, Cypriniformes, Xenocyprididae. The transcript has 4 exons. Gene Ontology annotation, cellular component: nucleus. Bases 758 to 1783 code for a protein of 341 amino acids.